Messenger RNA from Pectinophora gossypiella (pink bollworm), 3564 nucleotides. RefSeq names its product tyrosine-protein phosphatase non-receptor type 13-like. Bases 214 to 3462 code for a protein of 1082 amino acids. NCBI's taxonomy places the organism in Eukaryota, Metazoa, Arthropoda, Insecta, Lepidoptera, Gelechiidae. Gene Ontology annotation, cellular component: cytoskeleton. The transcript is spliced from 2 exons. The record is from RefSeq and is a predicted model, not a curated record. Gene Ontology annotation, molecular function: protein binding.
UCAUUGCAUUUCGUAGUGUAGUGGGGGAAGGGAGGAGAGAGGCAAAGAAAAAAGUGAAAAAUAAUUCGUUGGACGUACAAAAAUUUGAUAAAAGUUCUCAUAAACGAAAGUAAAAGCUCUUGUAAAGUAAUGUGAAUGGAAAAGUGAUUCAUAUGUGCAGUGCAUCACGCGCAAUCGUAUUGUUUCGGCCGUAAUAACAAACCAUAAACAGCAAUGCUGCGGAACUGCGACGAGGACUCGGGGCGCAGCUCCUGUUCAGCUGCCUCUAUAGGCCUCAGCCCCAUCAUGGACUACCACGACAUGGACUCUGAACCAAUCCAAGUCAAAAGGAGACAGAAAACUCAAGACACAGGUACCAACACCGAUUUAAAAGUCAGCAUGCGCCCUAGAAGCUGCACAGGCCUCAUCAAAUCCCCUGAUGAAUGUGACCCGUUCCCCAGCUGCAGGCUUCCAAGGCAUCAUAGAAAAGCUGUGUUCAAUUUAUUUGACACACCCAGAAUGGGAGGCCUGAGUAAUGCCCACUCAACUUUAGAAAUUGCCUGCAGUACUAAAAUAGAAGAAUCUAAGAUUCAAACCAAUGCAGUAUCCAUGGCUGCUAUUACAAGUGACCAUAAAAUUCAUCGACAAGCACCUUUGGGUGCAAACUUUAGAAGAGGAAAGCCUGUACAAAGAGCAGCUUCAAGACUGUACAAAGCCGAGUCAGGGUUUAAAGGUAAGGAGUGCUGCACCGGACCAGAGUUCAUUGUGAGAGCUUCACAGCCUGUAAAACACUUGGAUCUCACCCUCUCAGCUAUCUCAGAUAAGAGAAUCAUCAAUGUGGUGUUGCUAAAUGGGCAGAGAGUAGAAGUCCUUUGUGAUCCCAGUACAAUUACUGCUGGACAAUUAUUUGAAGCCCUGGUUCAUAGUGAAAAAUAUGAACAUAACUUUAUGCUUGGGAUGGCAAUAUUGAUUGGUGGAGAUUUUGUAUUUUUGCCAGAUGACUACAAAAUAAAGAAAGUUGCACCAGAAGGCUGGUAUAAAACUGGAAGCAAGAAAAAAAUUGUGGAAGAUGUAUCCAUAACAGUAUUUUUGAGGAUAAAGUUUUUCUUGCCUAAAAAUGUUGCCACUAAUAUACAAGGUGGAGAAUGGAGGUACAGAGUAUAUCUGCAACUCAGGAGGGCCACAGUUGAAGGUCAGUUGACUUCUACAAUCCAGAAUCUCAUAUUAUUAACCGGCUAUGCUCUGCAUAUUGAAUUUGGAGAGUUCUCUUAUAGAGAACAUGGAACUGCCGAUUAUUUUUUAUUGGAGCAUUAUUUGCCAGAAUCUUCUAUUACAAAUGAUAUGGCCGAUGUAAAACUUCGUAUGAAGAGAGCUCAUGAAUCUAGGCGUGGGUUAGACAAGAAUAAAGCAAUGAUCAACUUCAUAACUUUAGCCCAAACUUUUCGUGACUAUGGAGCGCAUUUUUACUCCGCUAUUUGGGCUACGCGAGAUGGAUUUUGUAGAGACGUAUGGUUAUCUAUUGGACCAAGAGGAAUAACUAUUUAUUCCCGCAAUAACCGUGUCUCUGAGGAGUCUACAAACACUACAAAUCGCAUAGUGUUGCAGAGUUUACCUUGGCAUCAUAUACACACAUUUUAUUAUAACAAGAAAAGCCUGUACAUCAUGCCUAAUUCUUACUCAGGUUUGUCAAAGAUUGGAGUUAAAUAUAAGUUAAAAAUGCUAGACAACAAAAGUUACUUUACAUUUUGGCUGGCUUCCUUGCAUCACAGACUCUACUUGAAAUUAUAUGCCAAGGAUGACUUCCUCAAUUACUUGUCUGAAGAUCUAAACUGUCCAUUAAAUCCAGAUGGAAGUCCAAAGAAAUCUGAGUGUAGUAAUUAUCAGGAUAGCUACAACUUGGCUGUAAGGAACCCAGUUCGCGUGAGAAGGCCUAUUAGGAGGAGGUUCAAAGUGGACAUUUUUGGUGACAAAAAAGCUCAAAACAAAGAGAACGAAAAACCUAACACUGAAGAACUACUUCGGCAGAUAUUGACUCCACCUCCUCACGAUGAGAGUUUGAUUACAUCAAAUGUAAAUUCGGCUGGUGACUCCUCUAAUGAUGGGCAUUCAUCCUCCGAAAGUUGUAGUAUUCCUAGAAGACAUGGUGUUAAAAUGGGAACAAGAGUGUUCAGUAAGUCGGUUUUAGACAACAGGUAUCCACCAUCCCCAAUAAAAAGUCCCAUCAGCUGUUUCAGGUCAGAUGGUGACCUAGCCACUACCCAUAGUGACUCUGAUGAUCUCAGUUCGGAGCAAAGACAACAUUGCAAUGUGAAUAGUAUGAAGUUGUUGCCAGAGAGGCAAUACAACCAGAGUUUGUCCCCUGCGCCGACAGCCUACGUGUUAGAAUCUCCUAAAGUGUAUCCAGAAAUAUUUAAUUACAAUGCAACUAACAAUGAAUCUGUUUUAAAUACUUCUCUAUUCGAAAAAUUGGAUAAUAUGGGAUGUGUGCAGGGAGAAAGAGUAUUUGUGACUGCUGCAUUAGAAAGAGAUACAAUGAAUGCUUUAGGACUUCAAGUAGCUGAAGGAUCAGAUGGGAAUGUGUAUAUUAAAUCAAUUACUUCUGGAAGCCCUGCAGACUUGUGCAAGAAACUGACGCCAGGGGACCAAAUUAUAUCUGUGAAUGGGCAAACUUUACUCAAUGUUAAGUACGACAAAGCUUUAGGGAUGUUGCAAUCGGCUCCACAGAAAGUAGAGCUUAUAGUCUUGCAAAAUACAAGUAAAAACUCAAUUUUAGACCUUCAGUAUGAUAACAAGAAACAUGAAGAUACCAAUAUUAUUUCUAAUUUAGCAAGUAAAGUGAGUAUACGAGAUAGUGUCGCUAGUGCCUUAGAUUUAGAUUUAACUGAUGAUGAGCUGUUGAAUGAGGAAGCAUUGAAAACUAUCUACGCGUUAAUAAAAUUAACGAAAGAAAAAGUUAUUAGCAGAAUGAAAGACAAGAGCAGCAGGCAAACAACCCCUGUUAAAUGUAAUUUACAGAAAUGCUUUUCUGAAAACAAAGUUUAUGAGGAGUCAGAUGUAGGGAACUGCUCAUCUCAAGAAAGUACUCCCGAAAGAAGGAAUGCCCAAAAGUUCAACACUUGGCGCGGUUUGGGGAACAUUCGACCAAAACGGCGACCUCUGAGUCUAAGUAUACCGUCAGGCGUCGACUUGCCCGCGGACUUUUUGAACGACAACAGCGCUUUGUUAAAGAAGUCUUCUCUUAAAUCGAUCCAGUCGUCGCUAGACAGUUUGGACAAAUCAGUGAAGAGUGGGUCGUCAAAAAUUGUUCCGUUGCCUCGGAACUUUGGUUUAGGACGGCGGUGGCUCGGACCAGUGAGGUACCCAGUCACUCCUUGUAAAAAUAGCGGUGCUGUUGAGGACAGUGCAAUCUCAGAAGAUAAUAUUAUCCGAAGACAUUUUAUUUACGGUGCUGGAGAUUCAGAUGAGGAUCAAAUAUUUUUGUAAAUGUAUAUCAAGUUCAUGAGUACCUUUAUAUUAGUUGUAAUUGUAUGUAAAAAGAACCAGAAUCUAAGACAAAUGUUUAAUAAAUGCCAUUAUUAUACUUAA